UGCGUGGGCCGUUACAAUUUUUAGUGGCGCCAAAGGAGAAAGGAGGUUUUUCCGUAUUCAGUGAACCAUCGCUUCAAUGAGGUAGUGCUUUGGAAGUACUUCUCGCAAAUGCCUGCUUACUGUGGCAGAGCUCUUCAAGUGUUAUUUGACACUUGCUCAGCGCUGCAGUGUAGCGUAACGCAGUGACAUAACACAUAACGACGCCGCAUUUAUUCAAAUGCCAUGGCGGAUUUCGAAAGUGUGGCGGGUAACGCCGUUGCUGUUUUCACAGAACUUCCUCUGGAUCUUCUAGAAGAAGAGUGGAUUGAGAUAGCGUGGGACGGCAAGUACACGAACGUAACUCCUCCAAACCUAAGUUUUGAACUGGAUGACGGGAAUGUGGCCUCACUCAUUAACCAAAUCUGUAAUGCUUGUGACGCUUGUAAACAGUGGCACCGUGUACCAUCACCUCAAGAAAACGAUGGUCAGGAUGACGAGCUGUGGAAAACACUUAUGGAUAGUGGCGUGCAUCACAAAACGCUGUUGGGGCUGUUGUAUGGCGGCAUUGUAUUAGGGAGCACAGCUACGGCUUCUCUCAAUCAGAAAAACAUUGCCCUGAGCUUUGUGAAGCUAUACUUCAACCUAAUCCUCGUUCCUGGUAGCAGAGCUUACGGCAUUUUCCAGGAAAGCCUUUUUGAGCGCGCCGUUCAGUGCCUUCGUCUGCCAGACAGAAAUGUUACUUCCCUUCUGACAAGCGACACUUCACACAAGGGAUCACAGCCCUCAAGAAGCGGCCGCCAAAAUGCUGGAAAGAAACGGGCGUCGCAGAACGAUGACUCAUCCUUAAGUGCAACCUCGGGGAGCUCGCACCACGAGAACGAAGAAAUUUCCAAAGAAGCCCUUUACGAUCACCUCACGUGUAUGACUGAUUGCUUGAGAGAUUUUGCCCUCUUGCUACAGUCAUUCAGCAUGCUGCCUCAUGGUGAACUCGCAGAGGCUGUAAUUCAGCAAGUUUGCGAGCUCACACAGAUCGACAUUCCAGGUUCGCACCUGACAUUUAGCAGUAUGUCGCAGCUACGGCAUUGUCACUACAAGUACCACACGCUUUAUGCGUAUGCAACUUUAAAACAACUGUGCCUUCCACUACAUGGAUGCCCUGCAGACAAUUUCCUUACCAUUGCAAAGCACUUGAUGCCCAACAUACUCAUGGUGUCGGGGACUGGUACAACUGUAUCGCGAACAGUUUCAAACAUUCGUGACCACACUAUUUCAUUUUUUUUGCACAUCGUGGAGCACCACAACGAGGGUGACAUGGAAGACGUCAUCAAAAUUUUGAUCACCAACUUGGCCUUUGAGGCAGUGGAUAAGUCCGACUUUCGGUUGAAGACUGCUCAAGCCGUCAUGACACUUAUGAAGGCCUUGAGUGAUGAACGAUUUUCAGCACUAGUAAGCUGGUUUGAAAAGCUUCUGCACUCUUCCCAUAAUAACCUGCGGAUCUUUGCUCUGGAGAUGACGGCGUUACUGAUCUGGGAGGACAGAGUUGGAGACGGGAGGGCCAGCUUACUGCUUACUGCGAUGGGUCGUUGCAACGACAAAGCGUCAACAGUGAAAACAAAGGCGCUUGGUGUGUUGACAAGUGUGACCAGUGAGCCGCCUUCUCGAUGGGUGCCUCUGAUCUGUCAGUCGGCAGCCACAGCACAGGAGAACGAAGGCCCGACUGUGCGAGCAGACCACCUCUCACAAGUCAUGCAGAUGUUGGCGUUGCGAGUUGAAGAUGAUAAAGUGCACGUCCGACGUACUGCCCUCGGCGUGUUGGAGAACGUGCUAUGCGCUUCGACAGACUUUCUGAAGGAAAAGUACAUGAAGAUAAUGCAGGACAGAUGCCGCGACCCCGCUGUGUUGGUACGGAAGCAAGCUCUGCAGUGCCUUACACGGUGCCUACAGGUUCAUUCAAGUUGCGAUGCUUUUCUACCCUUCUGGCUGGAAGGUGCCUUACCAGCUGUGCUGGAUGGUGAAACUUCAGUGCAGGAGAAGGCAGUGGACAUGGUGGAGUCUGUGCUCAUAGCACCCUUAUUUGAAACCAGUGGUCCUGGAGGCCAUGACUUGACGUGGCGUCUCUUGUGCCAUUUAACGCAACAGGAUUUCUCGGAAUACCACAAGUACUUGCAAAAGGCCGUUGGCAUCCUAGCAAGAAAUGGCAAGCUGAGAACUGGUGUGCUGAAGCGACUGAAGCCACACAUCGGUGGGGUAAACAAUGCACCAGCAUGGCUUCUGGCCUCCAAGUAUGCACUUUUCACAGAUUUAGGUGAAGCUGAAUUUGCUAUAGAGUACUGGAACCAUGCUUGCGUGGGUGACAAGGUGGCAUCCACGGACACUCUGCACCAUGUCUUGCUCGUCAUACAUAAGACAGCCCAUCACCUGCCGCAAUCGCGUCUGAAAGAUGUCAUUGGAGAGUUUGAGCAAAGCCUGGAGGAUAUGACAUUAUCCGUGGAAGUACUUCCACAAGUGGUAGACUGCCUGUGCGCCCUUAGUCACCUCCUGUGUAAGGGCAAUGAUGAGAAAUGGUUCAGAGCUAUUGGCAAUUGGGGCAAGAGGACAUUAGAGCGUUGCCAGGCAUAUUUGUCUCCUGUGCUGCUGAAGUGUUCUGUGAAAGUAGAAGAUUCCGAGGACCAAAUAGUACGCCACCUUGUGCUACUAGGGGAAGCUGCCCAGCGUGCUCCCAAAGCUGUCACAGAACAAAUGCAGGAACUUGUUGAGAGCUGUGUUUCUGCACCAUACGACAGUGAGAUGGGAGCUACUGCCAAAAUGAAUAAAAAAUCCUGCAGACGAAAGACUCCCACCAAGCACCCUGAACCAGAUCCGAAGGGACUAACUGUGACUCCUCAGAUACGUGCACAUGCGUUUAUUACGGUUGGGAAGAUGUGCCUUCAAAACGAAGUAUUUGCUAAGCAAUCUGUUGCAGCCCUUGCCAAGGAACUGGACAAGUCCAAGGAUGUCACCAUACGGAACAAUAUCAUUGUGAUCCUCGCGGACCUGUGCAAGCGAUACGCGGUUCUCGUCGACCCUUACUUGCCUUACGUCAUAGCUUGCCUCAAGGACCCCAACCCGGACCUUCGCCGCCUGACUCUGGAAAGACUGUUUGUGCUCCUGCAGCAGGACUUCAUCAAAUUACGAGGCUCCUUGUUCUACAGCCUCUUCACGAUGCUAGUUGACAAACGCAGAUCGAUAUGCGAACUUGCGAAAUAUGGCCUCGGCAUCCAGGUGUACGCUCGUCAUCCGCACGUUUUUUAUCAACGGUUCACAGAGACGAUGUACCACUUCAACAACGUCCCCAGAAACCUGGAACAGCACGAUGUUGCUCUCGAGAAAUCUGUCACAGACUCUUUGCUCGCAGGAAGAAAUGAAGCGGAACACCGCAUGAUAAUCUAUCGCUUUCUUCUCGACCACAUGAGCGACGAAGAACGUUUCAAAUUGAAUCUCAGCAUAACGCAGAAUGUCUUAGCACCCUGCAUGCAGGAAGGCAACUCGCUUAUCAAAAGCUGCCCCGACGUGCUGAAAGACGCACUGGCUGUUUUGUGCUGCGAAGAGAUCAAACUCAGGUCGAUCACAGCAGCCGAUGACGCGACUGAAGAGGAUCCAGGUCGUGCAGUGCUCAACGCGGCACGGAAAAAUAUUCUGAGCACUUUCGUGAAGAAGAACCUGAUUGAGAAUGUGAUACCGGUUGUGAUAGAGCUCAAACGUCACCUCGAAGCCGAGAGGUCACCGCUGGUGCACAAUCUUCUGCUGUUUUUGAGGGAGCUGAUGAGGGACUACAAGAAUGAGGUGAAGGACAUUUUAGCAUUGGAUAAAAAUACAGCCAGCGAGGUUGCAUUCGAUUUGAAGAAGCUGGAUGAGAAAGAGACAGCGGAGAGAGAAAAAGUGCACAAGAAAGUUCCAGCAGAGAUACCCGGAACACCAACGACCUCCAGAACUAGGCAGGCAGUGCUGCAAACAUUGCAGGAGUCAGCCAGAAGACUCAGAGACAGUGCGUUGAGACAAAAGUCGCACGCCGACAAAGGUCAGCCAGACGACUGUCUCGAAGAAUGCACAGUGGGAACUGAAGUUCAUGAACAGCUAAAACAAGCAGUGUCGGGGGUACAGCCCCCCACAGACAUGCCAGUGGAGGAAGCUACAUUACAUGAAGCAAUGAAAAUCGAUAAAGUUGGAACAGGCGUCGAAAGGCAUCUGACUCAGCACGAUGAUAGACUGAACGGUUCAGAGCCUCACCUGAAUGCGGAGCAACAACCCACACCUGGAGACAAAUACAGCAAAAGUGAGCAAGUCGGUAUGGCAGGACAACAGUCCUCUGCGGGCAACUCAGCCGUAGAAGCUCACACAUCGCAUGCGUUCAAAAGUCCACUCAUAAAAGGAAAACGUGCAUGCCGAAAGAGCCCGGUAACUUCGAAAAAAGAAAAUGAACAGCUUGCUGCACAAACCACACCCACUAGGCCAGUAACUCUACGGAAGUCUCCCAGGGGGAAAUUAUUAGUGGACGGGAACGAUACAUUGACAUCAAUAGAAAAUGCAGAAACGAAGACACAGAGCACACCUGAGAAGGACGACGCAUUUAAGGUUCCACAAAUGAAAAGGCAACUUGUCAAAGGGAAAAAACAGAGAGACGUGGAGACAAGCACACCUGUAAGGAGAGGCACUAGGAUAGCUCCUUUCCCGUCUGAUGUCAGCCUUAUCAAGUAAGCACUGAAGCAUGCAUAAGGAUGUGGUGAUAAGCAUGCAAUGAACUCAACAAUGACAAUCAGCCGUUUUAACAGACUAACGGUUUUUAAUGUUGCCCAUAUUUUUGUUCGUUUUUACCAGAGUAGGAGCUCGGUAUGCAACACAUUUUUGUGUGGUAUUUAUUUUUUUAUUCAGGAAGUGUCUCACAUAAAUUAUGUGCUCACCUCAUAUGUCUACACUCCCUAGAUGUAGAGUACUCCUAUGAAGGGGAGAUAGGCCUUCUGUCAACUUGUAAUGAGUUUUAAUUAUCUUAAUUAUGUAUCUUGGAAAAAAGAACUUUUGCCUUUUGUACUGAA
This is a messenger RNA of Ornithodoros turicata, 5048 nucleotides long. RefSeq names its product condensin-2 complex subunit D3-like. Gene Ontology annotation, biological process: meiotic chromosome condensation; mitotic chromosome condensation. Bases 223 to 4713 code for a protein of 1496 amino acids. Gene Ontology annotation, molecular function: histone binding. Gene Ontology annotation, cellular component: condensed chromosome, centromeric region; condensin complex. NCBI's taxonomy places the organism in Eukaryota, Metazoa, Arthropoda, Arachnida, Ixodida, Argasidae. The record is from RefSeq and is a predicted model, not a curated record. The transcript is spliced from 10 exons.